Messenger RNA from Colius striatus (speckled mousebird), 5137 nucleotides. It is a transcript of the gene MAFK, whose product is annotated as MAF bZIP transcription factor K. Gene Ontology annotation, cellular component: nucleus. The coding region runs from base 240 to 710 and encodes 156 amino acids. Lineage: Eukaryota; Metazoa; Chordata; Aves; Coliiformes; Coliidae. Gene Ontology annotation, molecular function: DNA-binding transcription factor activity, RNA polymerase II-specific; RNA polymerase II cis-regulatory region sequence-specific DNA binding. The transcript is spliced from 3 exons. The record is from RefSeq and is a predicted model, not a curated record. Gene Ontology annotation, biological process: regulation of transcription by RNA polymerase II.
UCGGCGGCGCGGCGGGGGGGAGGGGGCCGCCCCGCGCUUGUUGUUGUCCGCGGGACUCGCUGGCACAGAGGGAGGGAGGGAGCCGCGCAGCGCCCCCGCCGCCACCGCCGCCGCCCCUCAUCGCCCUCCCUCAUCGCCCUCCCGCUGCCGCCGCCCUCGCCACGGGCGCGCGCGCGCGCUCCCGCCGGCACGCAGUUGCAAUUUCUGAGCAGUUUUGUCCGGAAGACUGUGCUCAGGUUAUGACGACUAAUCCCAAACCGAACAAGGCGUUAAAGGUAAAGGAGGAGUCAGGAGAGAAUGCCCCAGUGCUGAGUGAUGACGAACUCGUGUCAAUGUCCGUACGGGAGCUGAACCAGCACCUGAGGGGUCUCACCAAAGAGGAGGUCAUCCGUCUGAAGCAGCGGCGGCGCACGCUGAAGAACCGGGGCUACGCCGCCAGCUGCCGCAUCAAGCGCGUGACGCAGAAAGAAGAGCUGGAGAGGCAGCGGGUCGAGCUGCAGCAAGAGGUGGAGAAGCUGGCCAGGGAAAACAGCAGCAUGAAGCUUGAGCUGGACGCCUUGCGCUCCAAGUACGAAGCACUCCAGACCUUUGCUCGUACUGUGGCGCGAGGGCCUAUUACCCCAACCAAAGUUGCCACCACCAGUGUCAUCACCAUUGUGAAAUCAGCCGAAAUCUCAUCCAGUUCUGUGCCGUUUUCAGCAGCUUCCUAGUGCCCUCAGUGUGGGGAACUAGCAGCCUUUCAGUGGGGAGGGGAAAAGGCUCUCACGUGUUGUUCCGGAGUCCUUGGUCUCGUCAAGAAUUGGCCUUUUAACAAUUCUGUUCCAAAAGUGCAAAACGUAGAAAAGAAAAAAACCACACCAAACCUACAAAGGGAACUUAACUGGCUGCUUCUACCUGGACUCGGUGGCUCCAUCAACCCCUCAUGUCCAGGAUUUGAGCUCUGUAUGCAGUACAAAUCUCGAGAUCUGCUUCCUCCUCCCCCCUGCCUCACCAAACUCCUCUCGGCUGUGAGCAGCUUUCCAGCUGGGAGAAGAUACCUGAGGAGCCUCCGGAGCCUUCACAAAUGAUGCUCAAGAGCCAGGAAACAGAUGGACCGUAGAAAUCAUGUGAGAUGAAUGUAUGGAAAAACAAGUUUCCCUUAGUGGCAUCGUACUCCCUGUAAGAAGGGUCUCCCCUACCUUUCCCGCUUCCAUCUGAUCUUAUGAGAGCAGGGAAUAGAGGCUUUUUUGGGUGAGAUUUCGUCCUGCUGUGAGUGGAUGGGAGCGGGAGGAUGAUGGAGACUAAUGCUUGGGUCUGACCACACCCGUUACAAAUAACCUUUUCUUUUCAAUCCAUGCUGUUAAAAUAUGGGAAAAUACAUAUUUUACAUAUUUUAAUAUGCCCCAUUACCUGUGUGGCCUAUAGAAACUACACUGCAGCCUCCUUUAUUCCAAGCCCGAGUUUCCUGACCGCUCCUUCCCUAAGGUGUGCCUGUGAAUUUGGGUAUAUUUAUGCAGUUUAUUUCUUCCAGAUGAUCCACAGUCUUGAAGUAGUGGCUUUUGGUUAUUUUGAUUGUUUUUUUUCUGGAUUCCCUGAAGCUUAAGGGAAGGAGGCAAAGUAAAUGCUGUGAAGAGCUGUAUGAUGGGUAGGAGACGGGGAGGUGAGGAGGAAGUUUUACCGAGUGGAGGCAGAACUGGCUGCGAGAAGGUGGGACAGUUCUGCUGGGAUCAGCACUAUUGGAAGGGGUUUGUGCAGAGUAUUGCAGAAAGAUGUUUUUAAAGCACUGAAGUGUAACUAGAGGGCAAUAGCGUUCAGGUGGGAGAAGUUACAGUGCCUCCUCUUUGACAAAGCUUUGGUAGGUUAGCAGGGAAUGUCCCAGCUGGAAAGCUGGACUCGCCAGUCAAUCUUUGGUGACCAGAGAAGGGCUAUGAGGAGGUCAGAUGGGAGCUGGAAAAGCCUGUUCUACUCGAUGGCAAGUCAGGCACUGAAGUUGGGAUCCAAAGAGUACAGUGAACAACCCUCAGUUCAGACAACCUGUGUGAAUGUGACCCUGAAACUUGACACUGUCCCUUGGGAGUGGAUGAAUUAUCCCAAGAGGCACACAGAGAGCAGGAUGGAGAAUCGGGGUGCGUGGUAGGGGAUGGAAGAAUUGGGAUGGAGAAGUUGCUUAUGUGGCUCUGAGCAGUGGUUUGGGAGAGGGAUUUCUGGCUUGGCGAAGGGCAGGAGGUGGGAAGCUGAGAGAUUCUGCUGUUGCACAGCAGCACUGAGAAGACAAAUGUUUCCAGGUCACUGUAAAAAAAAAAAAUAGCUAUGUUGGUGUUUGUGUGUUUUGUUGUUGUUUUCUUUUUUCACUUUUGAAGUAGGAAAGAAAAAAGACUGUGAGUUUUGCAGGGCAAGUCAGAGACUUGUGGAACGGACGAUGCCUGUUGUCACGCAGGUGAGAAGAGAAUGAGAUUGCUGAAGUUUAAGAUGAGGAGUAGAGCUUAGAGGAUUGGGGUUCCAGAGCAGAAAACAAAGAUCAUGGAGAAUUCACAAGUGUCUUGGACUGAAAGAGAAUAAUCAAGUUGCAAAGGGGACAGUGAACUGGCAUCUGACACCCAGUCUUAAUUUGUUGUUUGAGGCUUUGUCUUGCCAUGAAUGGCAGUAAGUUUGUAGAAAUUUAGUGAAGCCCUACUUGUCUUUGGAAGAAGUUGUUAGCUUGCUUUUUCUUCUUUUUCACCUUGUCAUCGGAGUCUCUGGAUUUCCCAGGAGGGUCCUCUGUGAAAUAGGUUAAUGAAAAGCGAAACCUCAGACUUGGUUCUCGUUCAGUCCUCAACAUUGACAUCUGUGACCUUACUGAGCCAGAAAGGGUGUAAGUGAAACGCUUGCUGAAGGCUAGUUACCCCUGCCAGAUCCACGUGUUAUGGAAGGGAGCAGGGAGUUUCCUUCAAGUGAUUUUCCAACGUAGAGUUUGGAUGACACUUAGCGUUACCUCAUUUCUCCUCCACUCCUUCCCUAUCUCCAAACAGGCAGAUCAAUGUCCUGUGUAUCAGUACCAGUUAUUGACUCCCACAGCAGAAGCUGAGGAAGAGAAAGAUGUUACUGUCAUUUCCUGGUCCUCUCAUGUUCUCCAGCUCACAGACAUUGGAAACUUUCCCAGACCUUACAGGUGCCUCCGUGAGCAGGCAAAAUGGAGACUCCUGGCACUGUUGGGGCUUUAGAUGAAAACUUUAAAAGGCCAGUUGACUUGAAAAUGCCCAAAUGCUUCCAGUCUUUAAAAAAACAGCUCCAGAGCUCCAUAACAUUCCUGGCUAGAUAGGAACACCCUCCGUCUGCCCCCGACUCCCCUCCAGGGAAGUCAGACCAGGGGGAUGGAGGUCGGACUUUGUUCCAUGAGGUCUUCUUGCUGUUGGAAUGAGUUGAGAAACCUAUCUUUACGUGGCACUUCCCUUGUGGCCAACUAUUUCUUUCUUUUUUUUUUUUUGUUGUUGUUGUUUUUUCCAGUUCUUGGAAGGGUGCCAAAGGCUUGUCCAAGUGAUUGCUAGUUUAGUGCUGGUAGGCACUUCAAUCUCUGGUCACUCGAUAAAAGAACAAGAGGCCUGGGUGUUGUUAAAGCUGUUGAUACCAUAGCCAUGGUAGGUAAUCCAUAUUGGAUAUCCAUAAGGACCACGUGGAAAUAUUUAAAGAGAGAGAAAUAUAUAUAUAUAAAUAUAUAAUUAUAUACAUUUUAUCGUACAGAUUUUUCGUAAAAAGAAAAAAAAAUAAUUUUUUUUCCAAGUUUGAUACUGUAAAUCUUUAUUAAAAGAAAUUGCCAGUCCAGGGCUCCCGGGGUGGUGACCUGGAGGGGAAUGAAAUGUCCUGGCUAAACUUCCACAGAGGGAUCAGAAUUGCAAGGUAACGUGGAGGGAGGAAUGACCCAAAAGCUGUUGACGGCGUUGGAGACGCGGCUCCUCCACCCUCCGCCCGGGAGGGCCUCCAGCUUGGGGCUGUCGCGUUGCAUUCCUCUGGGGGUCGGUUUGGUUCGGUUCGGUUUUUGGUUUGUUUUGUUUUUUCUUUUUUUUUUUUUUUUCCCUUCUUUUUGGUGGGUUUUUCUGUUGGUGUUUUGUCUCCGUCCUGCACUUGCAGCCUGACAACCGGAGCGAGCGUGGGGCGGGAGGCCUGGGUGGCCCCGGCAGCAAGGCCCUGCAGCCCAGCUUGUGUCUCUGCUGCAGUACUUGAGAUGCCAGGGCUCCCUUCUCUGCCCCUGCUGACUUGUCCCCCUCCCCCUGCCCCGCUGGGGGAGUGGGGGCUCUGGAUUUGAGUGCUGGGCUCCUGUCCCCUGGGCCUGGCUUUUCUUUGGUUGCUCCCGAUGGCAGUGUGAGGUGGAACCGCGGGCUGGGCGGGAGGCAGGAACCACCAGGAGUGUGGGGCAGGGCCCGGGAGGGCCAUCUCUGUUCUUGUCGAUGUGUUUUGCUGUGCUCUCCAUUGGGAGUUGGGAAUCCUUUCCCACCAGGGCAGCUCCAGACCCCUUUGAAGCAAGUCAGCCUCUCAGCUCUUGCCCAACUGUACCGCAGAGUGCAAAUGUAGAGCCCCAGGUGACACGAUGGGGAGGGGACAGGGUGCUGGUGGGCGAGCAGGCGCGGAGGCAGCGGGGGCCGGGCACGGUGCCACAGGAGCACGCAGCGGUCGGGCCACUGAACAGCUCAGACCCGGGGAGGAAGAGGAGAAGGUGGCAUUUCUUUCUCUCUCGAAUCAUUUAAACUUCAUUGUCAUGAUUGUUUUUAUUUUAAAAAAUCAAAAAAAAAAAAAACAAAACAGAAACAGAAAACUUUUGUAACGUGGAUUUGUUUUCCUUCGUCUGUAUUUCAGUCUGCUGGGGUGUUUCCGUAGAUGGUGGAUACUUGCUUUCAUUUUUUUAAUGAUAGAAGUCUUCUGUUUUAAGUUGUUUUUUAUCACCAGCUCAUUCUAUCCUCUGUGGUUACUCAGUAAUUUCAUUUCAAUAUUUAUUUUUGUGCUGCUUUUUUAUUAUAAAAUAAAUUAUUGAUAUACCAAGCAAUGUGGAUUCCUGUUUGUAAGGCGAGUAGCCCUGUGUAUGUGUCCAUUACUUUCUCUUGACAGCCACACCGUAAUUUAUUGCUGUAAAUUUAGCUGCAGUGACUGGUUUUUUUGUACCUUUCCAAUAAAGCAUUUUCUGGUUUCA